UGAAUAAUUAAUUGGGGCGGAAGGAAGGAAACGAGUAUAAACCCAGUGCCCCCUUCUACUGUUUCCCCUCUUCAACGCACAGUCUCACAUUUCAAGAGCUAGGGUUUCUCAAUUUUGCUGUCUCUGCCACUUCUAGCUGGUAAUAGUGAUUUCGGACACCUAGCUAAAUGCCAUCUCCAUUUCGUUUGCACCAUCGGAGUUUCGAAUUCGUAUCACUGCAUUGAUUUUGUUGAAUUGGUGUGGUUUCUGUUUGUUUGAUUUGGAUGCGUGGUUGAGAUUGAGUUGUGUGCGAAGGUUGCUUUGACUGACUUGUUAGGGCUGGUUUUGUCAUAUAGAGCUGAAUUCUGAAAUCAUAUUGGACUUGAGGAUGGAUGGAAGAGCAUGAAUGCUACUUCAGAUUUGUGUGACAUAUUUUCUAGUUUGGGUGACAAUUUGAUGUUCAACUGAUUAUACCUCACACUUAUACUUGAGGUUUGAAAGUAAGAAAUACGAUUAUUCCCAUCUGCGGUCUCAGAUGGAUGAGGGUGGGCAUCGUGAAAAUGGAAGACACAAAGCAGACCCAUAUAAAGCAGUUCAUAGUCAGUGGUUGAUGCAACAUCAGCCAACAAUGAAACAGAUAAUGGCUAUCAUGGCUGAAAGGGAUACUGCUGUUCAAGAAAGAAAUUUGGCUCUUUCUGAGAAAAAGGCAGCAGUAGCUGAGCGUGAUAUGGCUUUCCUGCAGCGAGAUACAGCAAUUGCAGAGCGGAACAAUGCCAUUAUGGAACGAGACAAUGCCAUUGCAACUCUUCAAUAUCGCGAGAACUCAUUGAAUGGUGGCAACAUGUCUCCAUGCCCACCAGGAUGCCAAAUCUCGCGUGGGGUGAAGCAUAUGCACCAUCCUCAGCCACACUUACAUCAUCCAACCCAUCUGAGUGAAGCUGCAUACAGCGCAAGGGAAAUGCAUAUUGGUGAUGCCCUCCCUGUUUCACCUGUUGCUUCUGAGGCUGCAAAAUCUCGACGGGCUAAACGACCGAAGGAGGCCAAGCCAAUGUCAUCUAAUAAGAAGGCUUCAAAACCUUUGAAGAAGCCUAAGAGAGAAGGUGAGGACUUGAACAAGAUUGUGUUUGGCAAGUCACGUGAGUGGAAGGGUGGGCAGGAUAUGAGCAGCGGAGGUGAUGACCUUAACAAACAGCUAGUUGUCUCAAAAUCUGAUUGGAAGGGUCAGGACUUAGGGCUAAACCAGGUUACAUUUGAUGAGUCAACCAUGCCAGCACCUGUUUGUUCGUGCACUGGAGUCCUAAGGCAGUGCUACAAAUGGGGGAAUGGGGGUUGGCAGUCAUCAUGUUGCACAACCACCUUGUCAAUGUAUCCCCUACCAGCAGUUCCCAACAAGCGUCAUGCUCGAGUUGGUGGGCGGAAGAUGAGUGGAAGUGCCUUCAACAAGCUGCUUAGCAGGCUUGCCGCAGAAGGUCAUGAUCUGUCAAUUCCGGUUGAUCUCAAGGACCAUUGGGCCAAGCAUGGAACAAACCGCUAUAUCACCAUCAAGUAGACUGACUGCAAAGGAUCUCGAGUCAGAUGGAAGAAAACAGCCCAUGCUGGGUCAGGUAUUCAUCCUCAAUUCUUCCUUUAGUUGCGCCAUGAAAAGGUUAGAUGGUGAGGCAGUAUAUUGGUAGUUCUUCAUAGUUCCAGCCAUUUUAGCUUUUCUUGCAAUCCUAUGGACUCUUUUUUAUAGGCUGUCUUUUCUUCUUUCCAUCUUUUUGUGUCUGUAUUCAAGUGAUGAUUGAAAAAAGAUAGAAGGGAGAUCUGCCUCUCAUUCUCUUAGUUUACAGAAUUAAAUGUAGUGAACUUGAAACGUCCUUUAUCUUGUGACUGAAGAUAAUUGUAAAGCAAGGAUUGCAUUUCAUAGAGCUUUUUCUGUCCGUUUUGUACUAAUGGAUAGAAUUUAUCA
Molecule: messenger RNA, 1927 nt
Organism: Vitis vinifera (wine grape)
Lineage: Eukaryota; Viridiplantae; Streptophyta; Magnoliopsida; Vitales; Vitaceae
Product: GAGA-binding transcriptional activator BBR/BPC6-like
Exons: 5
Coding region: 515-1528 (337 amino acids)
Biological process (GO): response to ethylene
Cellular component (GO): nucleus
Molecular function (GO): sequence-specific DNA binding; DNA-binding transcription factor activity
Source: RefSeq, a predicted model, not a curated record